This is a messenger RNA of Rotaria sp. Silwood1, 1104 nucleotides long. NCBI's taxonomy places the organism in Eukaryota, Metazoa, Rotifera, Eurotatoria, Philodinida, Philodinidae. The record is from the annotation of a GenBank genome assembly.
AUGUAUUUUCCUUCAUCCAUACGUGAUCGUUCUUUUUAUGCCAAAUUUUAUAGUCGUCAUCCAUCAGAAAUAGAAAUAAUCGAUAAAAUUUCAUCAUCAUCCACUCCAUCAUCAUCAUCAUCAUCAUCAUCUUGUGUCUUAAGAUUAUUAUCUGAAAUUCCAACAACAAUAACACCGUUAUCUGAUGUAACAUCAAGUGCUACUUCAGGUUUUUUUUCAUCAUCUGAAUGUUCAUCAUCUGAAUCUACAAGUUCAUAUACGAAACGUCGACGUACGACAGCACCUAUUAUACAAGAACGUUUAAAUACUUAUGAAUCAGCUUGUUCACGUCCAAGUUUACCUUUACCAUCAUCGAUUUUGUCUAAACAAAAAACUGAAUCUAUUUCUACUGUAUCCACUCUAUCUCUAGUCAAUCAAACUAUUCCUCAACAAAUACCGGCUGACCAAACAACCUCAUUCUUAAUGAAUACAUCAAAUUUAAUUGAUAAUGAUAGGUCAAAAUCAGUUAUAAUCAUACCAACUAAUUCAUCAUCAUCAUUAUCAUCAAACUCAAAAAUACAUGAAAAAUCAAUUACAUUAGAUUCAUCUAAAAAAUAUUUAUCAAAAUCAACAAGUCAACUUUGUGAUCAAUCAUUAACUAAUGUCAAAGAAGAACAAGUACCUUCAUCAUCACGAAGUAUUCUUGAUGUUAUACAAGAAGAAUUAUCGGAAAUUCGUCGAGCUGAUCACGAUUUAAAAAAAAUGUUUCUUUCAAUUUAUAGUAAAAUUCAAACAAUUCAACAAUUAAAAUCAACACCAACAACAACAGUUCAUCAACAUAAAGGUCAACGAAAUCAUUAUCAUCAUAAUGAACGACCUUCACGUUUAAUAACACAUUGUUGUUAUUCGAGUAAUACUGAUAUUCGACGAAUGAGUUGUACUCAUCAUCAUAGUCGAAAAUAUGCUCUUCAUACAGUUGUUGCAUUACGUAAUCGAAUGAACAAUUUACGAGCAUCAUCAACAGCUGAUAAUGACAGUUAUGUUGAUACAGAUUCGUCGUCUUCCUCAUCGGAUAGUGGUGCAUGUAGUUCACCAGUUGAUAAUGGACCUUGUGGUGAUGACUAA